AUGGGCUCAUACAGGAUCAUUGAAGGAAACACUCCUGGAAGUGUGACGGACUGGUCGAAUCAUCAGAAUAAUUCUGGCAAUAAUGUUUUUUACUUCAGUUUCGCCCAACUAGCCAUGCAAAUUAUUCUCUCAGCGAACCAUCGGACCAUGAUUUCAUGCCAGAUUAUUGAUAUGUAUAGGUCGUUUUCGAGAAAAUUAAUAGAUCCUCUCCGUGAAGAAGUCCGCUCCAUAAUGAGAACAGCCCUUGGAGAUGACUCUUGCCACAUCAGAGGGUUUGAUCUGCAAAUCGCCAUUCUUCAGAUGCUGGAAGCAAUUCACGGAUUUGAACUGCCACAACAGUCUUCCAAACCAGAGAAGUAUGAAAAGGGAUAUACAGCAGACGAAGUAUCAGACUGGAAACAGAAUAUCAACAACCCCUUCGGUCUCGAUGUAUCAACCAUCUAA
Molecule: messenger RNA, 444 nt
Organism: Fusarium verticillioides 7600
Lineage: Eukaryota; Fungi; Ascomycota; Sordariomycetes; Hypocreales; Nectriaceae
Exons: 1
Coding region: 1-444 (147 amino acids)
Source: RefSeq, a predicted model, not a curated record